AAAGUUUCCCACUUACCCCAUCUGAGUUUCGAAACUUAGACGGACACACACACACACACUUUUUGUCUUCUUCUAGAUUCACCGAGAGAAAAGAGGAAGAGACAACCACCCACGAUCCUCCAUAGCUGUACAGAAAAAAAAACCUAACCAUCAAUCAUGCCUUCUGGUGCUAAGAAAAGGAAAGCCGCCAAGAAGAAGCAGGAAGAAGCCUUUUCUACUCUCAAACCCAACAACAACCAUGGAACUACUGAGGAAGAAGGCGUCAGAGUCGUAAAGGAAACAGGGUUGGAUACUGACGAGCGUAUAGAGAUCACUGAUUCAAGCCAUGAUCAUGACAAGAGCUCUAGCAGUGGUGGUAGCAGCAGCAGCAGCUCGGAUGAUGAGUCUCAGGAAGUCAAGAGGAAAGAUGGUGAUAAGGAGGAGACUCAAGUUAUUAUUACACCUGUGCCAAGUCAACCUGUUCCAGUUGCUGGAGAUGCUCCGUUCAUCUUUGGUUCUACUGCUAAUGCGAUUGUAGAGAACACCGGUUUGAUGAAUUCGACUACACCCAGUGAUCUAAACACUGAGAACAUUGUCGAGAUCUCCUCUGUUGAUUCGGUACUCUCAAACGAGCCUGCCGCUGAAGUUUCUCUUGCAUCUGAUGAGGUUAAGCAGGCGUCUUCAAGUAAUAAAGAAUCCAAAUGUGUUCCUGAAGGCAGCAAAGAGUCUGAAGUUGUCAUUUCUCAUGAGGAAGAAGAGGCUCCCGUGCGACCAACACAUGGAGUUGCGCAAAGAACCUCAUGGUUAAGCUGCUGUGGUUUGUUUGAUGUGAUGACAGGAUCCAGUAGAUAAACUCAGAAACUUGAGUCACUUUUAAACUCCCAAGCUGCAACAAUAUGCUGAAGUUUCAGGAACUUGGAUGAAUGGCUCUCUUUCACUUAAUUAAGUACAUCUUUUCUCAUAUGAAAUAGCACUCAACUUCUAGUAGUAGUCUUCAUUAGCAGGCAUGUCGUCCCUUUCGCUCUGUACCAUUACUUGUCUAUUGUUGUUUUUGUUCUCUCAGGUUCUGAGACUUUGAGACUGUUUGUUGUUGGCCAAUCUAAUGUAUGAUUAAAAUCACUACACAUGAGCUCAAAAUAUAUGUUAUUUAGCAUUAAGGUUUCAUAA
This is a messenger RNA of Brassica oleracea var. oleracea, 1146 nucleotides long. RefSeq lists its product as uncharacterized. The record is from RefSeq and is a predicted model, not a curated record. Bases 157 to 831 code for a protein of 224 amino acids. The transcript has 4 exons. NCBI's taxonomy places the organism in Eukaryota, Viridiplantae, Streptophyta, Magnoliopsida, Brassicales, Brassicaceae.